AUGGUCUUUUUUCUCAUGUUUAUAGAAAUCAAAGCGAGCCCUGCACAUUCCACUGCGGCUCUGAUCGUGGAUGAGCCGGAGGAGACAGAUCCAUGGGACCUGCCAGAACUGAAGGACGCGGGUGUCCCGUGGUCAGCUCUGGAUACCAAAGGGAAGGUCCUCAGAGUGCUGAUAUCAGUGGGGAAGCUGAUUCUGCUUUUAGGUUUCCUCUAUAUGUUCGUUUGUUCUCUUGACAUCCUGAGCUCAGCUUUCCAGCUUGUGGGAGGUAAAACGGCAGGUGACAUCUUUCAGGACAACGAAAUUUUGUCCAACCCUCUGGCUGGUUUAGUCAUUGGUGUUCUGGUCACCCUGCUGGUCCAGAGCUCAUCCACUUCCUCCUCCAUAGUUGUCAGCAUGGUCUCCUCUGGUUUGUUAACAGUUCAGGUAGCCGUUCCUAUCAUCAUGGGCACCAACAUCGGCACCUCGGUCACAAACACUCUAGUCGCCAUGACGCAGGCUGGUGAACGCAACACUUUUCGGAGAGCUUUCGCAGGGGCCACAGUGCACGACUUCUUUAACUGGCUCUCAGUGUUGGUGCUGCUGCCUCUGGAGGUAGCCAGUGGUUACUUGUUUGUGGUCACCAAGCUCAUCACUGAUUCAUUCGAAAUCCAGAGUGGAGAGGCCCCAGAUCUGUUAAAUGUGAUCACUGACCCCCUCACUGAAUCAAUCAUAGAGCUGGAUGCAUCUGUGAUUAGUGGGAUUGCCACCGACGAUCCAGAAGCUAAAAACAAGAGCCUCAUAAAGAGAUGGUGCCAAACCUUCACCAACACAACCUUAAUGAAUGUCACAGUUCCUGGUCCAGAGAACUGUACCUCUCCUUCUCUGUGCUGGGUUGAUGGCAAUUAUACCUUCACGCUAAAGAACGUUUCUCAGACAUACAAUAUAAAGAAAUGUACACACCUCUUUGUGGAUGUGAAUCUGUCUGAUAUGGCGGUGGGUCUGAUUCUGCUGGCUCUCUCUCUGCUCGUGCUCUGCUCCUGCCUGAUCCUCAUAGUCAAGCUGCUCAACUCUAUGCUGAAGGGACAGGUGGCUGUUGUCAUCAAGAAAGUCCUCAACACCAAUUUCCCAUUUCCCUUCGGUUGGGUCACGGGCUACAUCGCCAUUUUAGUCGGUGCUGGAAUGACCUUCAUCGUGCAGAGCAGCUCAGUGUUCACUUCUGCCAUUACGCCACUAGUUGGCAUUGGUGUCAUCAGUAUAGAGAGAGCGUACCCACUGUGUCUUGGUUCAAAUAUCGGCACAACCACCACAGCCAUUCUGGCAGCCAUGGCUAGUCCCGGAGAAACUCUGGCUGACGCUCUACAGAUUGCCCUUGUGCACUUCCUGUUCAACAUCUCUGGCAUCAUUCUGUGGUAUCCCAUUCCAUUUACCCGCGUCCCUAUCCGGUUGGCUAAAGGUCUGGGCAACAUCACGGGCAAGUACCGCUGGUUUGCUGUAGUCUACAUCAUCUGCUGCUUCUUCGUUUUACCGCUUCUCAUUUUCGCCCUGUCGCUGGCUGGCUGGAAGGUACUGGUGGGCGUGGGUGUUCCUCUACUCAUCAUGUUGAUCAUAAUCAUUGUGAUCAACAUACUACAAAAGCGGAAACCUGGGUGGCUGCCUGCAGUCCUGCGAUCCUGGGACUUCCUCCCACUAUGGGCACACUCCCUGGCUCCCUGCGACAAAGCAGUUGGGGUUUUAAUCGCAAAAUGCUGUUGCUGCUGCAAAUGCUGCCAAGCUGCAUCCGACGACCAAGAAGACAGAGCAGAACAAUUGGAAAAUAACAAGACAACACACACAGCAGUAUAUGACAAUCAUGCAAUGAGUGUAGAGAAUGAAGCGGAAGAUGGGAUGAAAAUAGAGUUAAAUAUCCUGAAAAUGACCACGCUUUGAGAUUUGAUAUUUUAAGUGCAGUUGUGGUCAGAAGUUUACAUGCACUCGUCAUGGCCAUGAACGUAACUGUGAUGUUGGAGUUCUAAUGAUUUCUUUAACUGUUGUUUUUCCAGGGGGGAAUUAAGCCAACUUACAGGACUUUAAAAAGCAAGAACUGGGUGCAAGUUUGAAUGUAUUUUGAAUUUUCUCUAAUCCACACAGGAUCGAAAUUAUACAUAAACUCAUUUAGGUUGUGCUGAUAGUUGUACAAUGUUAUUAAAACACCUUUUUUCAAUUCUUCAAUUCAAACAAUUCUCUGUAAGUACAAGUUAUUUGUCACCACUUUGCCAACUUCUCGAAGAAGACCCCAACUCUCACCCCUUAGAUGACAGGGAAUUGUUCAGGAACAUGUUGAGAAACCACAAAGGCUCAAGCCUGCCAUGAACUGGAAACUGCUGGAAAACCAGCAGUAGGAACUGAACAAUUGAAGCAUGUUUUACAUUGCCAUGGACUGAGACGGCGCUGACCAAGACAGAAGUCCUUGCUCCAAAAUCAACACCUUAAACAACUGAUGUACAAUUUUCAGCUGCCCACGUGGACAAGCCAAAUGCCAAAUUUUAUGGUCAGGUGACACAAAGAUUGAGCUGUUUGAUCACAAUGACAAGAGGUAUGUUUGGAUGGUUAAAGGUGAGGCUUUCAAACCUAAGAACACAAAUUUAUGGAUUAUGCUUAAAAGCCAGGUUUUUGCCAGGAGACCAGCCAAUUUAAACCAAACUCUGCCAAGACUGAUGGAUGCCAAAAGUAUCUGGUCGGACUGCAACUUGAUAAGGGACAUUUAAUCAAAUAUGUCAUUUUGACGCUUUGUGGAUGAGAGAAAUUCCAAAAUAAAUUCAAACAUGUGCACCCUAUUGAUAUUUUUUUACUGUCAUUAAAGAUGUAUGCUGUCAUUCCACCAUGGAAAAAGCAGUUCCAAGAAAUCAUUAAAAAUCCAAAAAUCUCCACGAUGUAUUUAAAGUUCCUACCACAACUGUAUGUGUGUGACUGUGUGUGAUGCAAAGAAACAUACUAAUGGACAUAUUGUAGUGUAACAUAGGAAAUGACUGCGUAGACAAAUGCACUAAAACGUUACAUCGUUAACUGAAGUGACCUUGAAAUACGAGUGGAAAUCUAUAAUUAUAUUAAUGUCAGCAAAUCCUAUGAAAGGAUCAAAACCAACCACUUUAGUUUCUCAGAGUCACCAUAUCGCGGCCCCAAACCUAACCCUAACACUAAGGCUAGCCAAUCAGAAUGUGUGUACGUGUGUUUUUUUCACA
This is a messenger RNA of Pundamilia nyererei, 3197 nucleotides long. It is a transcript of the gene slc34a2a, whose product is annotated as solute carrier family 34 member 2a. Gene Ontology annotation, molecular function: sodium:phosphate symporter activity. The transcript has 11 exons. The record is from RefSeq and is a predicted model, not a curated record. Gene Ontology annotation, cellular component: apical plasma membrane; brush border; vesicle. The coding region runs from base 1 to 1905 and encodes 634 amino acids. NCBI's taxonomy places the organism in Eukaryota, Metazoa, Chordata, Actinopteri, Cichliformes, Cichlidae. Gene Ontology annotation, biological process: intracellular phosphate ion homeostasis; sodium-dependent phosphate transport.